CCGCUGAAUCCAGGCCUGCGGCAACGGCCGCGGCCGUCCCUUCUUGCCAUGCCUCUGGGUCCGAAGACUGCCGUGCAGGUGUGGGUGGGUGGCCAGCUCUUCCAGGCCGACCAGGCCCUGUUGGUGGAACACUGCGGCUUCUUCCGCGGCCUCUUCCGAUCCGGCAUGAGGGAGGCGCGCGCGGCCGAGGUGCGCCUGGGCGCCCUGAGCCCGGCCGGCUUCCACACUACGCUGCAGGUGCUGCGCGGCGAGCGGCCGGCGCUGGAGGCCGCCGACGACCUGCUGCAGGCCGUGGAGUGCGCCGCCUUCCUGCAGGCGCCGGCGCUGGCGCGAUUCCUGGAGCACAGCCUCACGUCCGACAACUGCGCGUUGCUGUGCGACGCGGCCGCCGCCUUCGGCCUGCGAGAUGUGUUCCACAGCGCCGCGCUCUUCAUCCGCGACGGCGCGCGCGACCUGGCGACGGAGCUGGUGCUGCCCGAGGCCCGCGCGUACGUGGCGGCGCUGCGGCCCAGCAGCUACGUAGCUUUAAGCACGCACACCCCUGCGCCUGGCUUCUUGGAGGACCAGUCGCGAACGGUGUGCUACCUCGACGAGGAGGAGGACGCGUGGCGCACGCUGGCUAUGCUGCCCUUGGAGGCCAGCACAAUGCUGGCUGGUGUGGCCACGCUGGGCAACAAGCUCUACAUUGUGGGGGGCGUGCGAGGUCCCAGUAAGGAGGUGGUGGAACUCGGCUUCUGCUACGACCCUGAGAGUGGCACCUGGUGCGAGUUCCCCAGCCCGCAUCAGCCGCGCUACGACACGGCACUGGCCGGCUUCGAUGGCUGCCUCUACGCCAUCGGCGGCGAGUUCCAGAGGAUGCCCAUGAGCUCCGUGGAGCGCUACGACCCGGCCGCUGCCUGCUGGAGCUUCGUGGCAGACCUGCCGCAGCCGGCUGCCGGCGUGCCCUGCGCCCAGGCAUGUGGUCGCCUUUUCGUGUGUCUGUGGCGGCCAGCCGACACCACGGCUGUGGUGGAGUACUCGGUGCGGGCCGACACCUGGCUGCCGGUGGCUGAGUUGCGACGUCCUCAGAGCUACGGCCACUGCAUGGUGGCCCACCGUGACAGCCUCUACGUGGUGCGAAACGGGCCAUCCGACGACUUUCUACAUUGCGCCAUCGAUUGCUUCAACCUGGCCACGGGCCAGUGGACGGCGCUGCCCGGCCAGUUUGUCAACAGCAAGGGGGCGCUCUUCACAGCGGUGGUGCGCGGUGACACCGUCUAUACUGUCAACCGCAUGUUCACACUGCUCUAUGCCAUCGAGGACAGCGCCUGGCGGCUGCUCAGGGAAAAGGCAGGCUUCCCACGGCCCGGCUCCUUGCAGACCUUUCUCCUGAGGCUGCCUACUGGUGCUCAGGGGCCUGUGGCCUCAACAACACCUGAACUGUGACUCCUGGACCGGGCUUUAGGAGAGGAUGACCUCCUGAGUUUUCCCUGAGUCACGGCUGAGUCUGUGAGGCCGGACCUUUUGAGCAGCGGGGAAUUCCUCUCUUCCUGGUUGAGACGAUCAGAUCUCAUGUUGUCAGGUGGUGUAAACAUGUCCAGGAAACUCAGGGAGCAAAGACAUGCUAGGGUCUGAGCCCUCAAUGAAAGCUGGUGGGUCACAAUGUCAGUGUGUGUGGGGGGGAAGGAAUUGCUGUCAUCUAGGCUUGUGUGUGAGCCAGGAAUGGGCCAGGAAGUGAGCAUGGGUAGGAGUGGAUCAAGUGAUGUUAAUCAAACUAGGCAACUACUGUGUGCCCAGCACACUGCUUCCCCUGGUGUAGUUUGUAGUUGCCAGCCAGACAGAGGUCCGCAAAACUUAGAGUUUAGCCCAGAAAAACUCAAUUCUAACAGAACAUUUAGAGGACAACAAAAGGUUUACACAUACUUGUCUUGGUCCACAAAGGGUUGAAGGCAAUAUGCAAAAAAGAAAAGAAAAGAAAGAGAGAGAGAGAGAAAGAACCCAUAAUGUAACAUAAAUAUAAAACAAAGUACUGAAGAAAUUAGGGCAAAGGGUAACUAGGAAAAGGAAAAAUAAGUAAUUCCAGGAAGGAGGGUAUACUACGUGAAGAAGAAAGGCAGGAUGAUUAGCUGCUGAAAGGGAGGCCCAUCUGGUGGAGACAGAGCUCAGCAGGCCCAGGAGAGGAGGGAAGGGGUCAGCAGACCGGGAGUCUCUGUGAACCCCGCCUUGGAGGCAGAGCAGUUGUGGAUGGGGACAUUCGGGGUGGGGGCAAGGCUGGGCUGGCAUGUAGAGACAACUGAACCGAACCUGGAGAGAAACCUAUGAGGAGAAAAGGGGUUUCCUCACCCCCUUAUAGGGUAUGAACCUGCAGGGAGAACCCAGUGGUAAGCCCCUUGCCUACCCCCAUUUUUCAUCACCCCAGGGGCAGUGGACUAUUAACUUCCACGAGUACAGGC
This is a messenger RNA of Artibeus jamaicensis (Jamaican fruit-eating bat), 2432 nucleotides long. RefSeq names its product kelch repeat and BTB domain containing 13 (gene KBTBD13). The transcript has a single exon. Bases 49 to 1425 code for a protein of 458 amino acids. Lineage: Eukaryota; Metazoa; Chordata; Mammalia; Chiroptera; Phyllostomidae. The record is from RefSeq and is a predicted model, not a curated record. Gene Ontology annotation, molecular function: protein binding.